Molecule: messenger RNA, 678 nt
Organism: Oikopleura dioica
Lineage: Eukaryota; Metazoa; Chordata; Appendicularia; Copelata; Oikopleuridae
Source: the annotation of a GenBank genome assembly
AUGAUUUUUUUGGUAUUUUUACUUGGUCUUCAAGCCCAAACAAGUGGUAUUCCAAGCCUUCAGACAUGCACUAACGAGUCUAACUUCGAUGGCCGGUUCGCUAACUCGACCAAAAUCGUCGGUGGAAUCGCUGCAGGAGAAAAUCAAUGGCCCUACCUCGUAAGACUCAUCAUCGAAAACCAGAAUGGGCAGCAAAUGCUGUGCGGGGGAACUGUCAUUGACAAUAAAUGGGUUCUAAGCGCUGCUCACUGCUGCGAAGGAGCUCGCUGGAUCGAUGCUACUUUCGGCGAUUGUGUGAUAACUACACAAGAUUCAAGCGAGUAUACUCUUCGCUCCUACAAUUUCUUCAACCAUCCAAAAUAUCGAAAGUCAAGUUUUGGUGCUCCACGAUUUGAUGUCUGCCUGAUCGAAUUCUCCGAAGACAUCAUCGCUUUGGAUCCAGAGAAAAAUGUUCACAUGGCCUGUUUGACCAAUACUAUUCCAAAACAUGCGUCAAACUGCUGGAUCGCCGGGUGGGGAACAACAAGCGCCGGCGGUUCCAUUUCUGAUCCACUUUUGCAAGCUAAUGUUCAUAUUAUGGACAAGAGCUACUGCCGAGCGAAGACAAACUAUCCCUACUACAGCUUGACAAAAGAAAUGAUCUGCGCUGGAAAACUCGAUAGCAACUACUCUGAAUAA